Molecule: messenger RNA, 2058 nt
Organism: Symbiodinium natans
Lineage: Eukaryota; Dinophyceae; Suessiales; Symbiodiniaceae
Source: the annotation of a GenBank genome assembly
AUGCUCCGAUGUGGUGUCAGCAACGACAAUGGGAAGACCUUCUGCCUCAACGUGAUCCCAACAGAGGCAGAGGCAGGCUUCGACGUGCGCAUCACGCCUGACCUGAAGCCCAAGGACUUCCAGAACUUGCUCGACCAGUGGUGCAAAGAGGCGGAUGGCAUCACUUGGCAGAUUGCGCCAUGGACACGGGCACUGCACGAGCACCACAUUACCGCUCCUGACGACUCGAACCCCUGGUGGGUGGCAUUUCGUGAUGUGAUGUCGACCAUGUCCUUCGAUGUCGAACCUGAGGUGUUUCCGGCCGCCACGGACUCACGCUUUCUGCGCGAGCUGGGGAUUCCGGCACUGGGUUUUUCACCGAUGAGGCGCUGCCCGAUCUUGUUACAUGAGCAUGACGAGUACAUCCCGGUGGACGUCUUCAUGUCAGGCAUAGACGUCUACGUCGGCCUGAUCGAAGCCUUGGCAUCGAAGGAGAAGCUGCAAGGAGAGGACGAGGCUUCCGUUGCCAGGCUCACUUCACUGGACUUUGCACGCGACUUCUCGCACACGGCAUGUCUGCAACAGCACGCGACAAGGGCGCGGAGGGCGCGGAGGGCGCGGAGCGCGCAGCGCCCGCAGCGCGCGGAGCGCGUGGAGGGCGCGGAAGAUAUGUCUGCCAACUUUGGUUUGCAGACUUUCAUGCUUGUCGUGCUGCGCUCGUUUGCGGCUGUUUGUCGUUUGUGCUCGCCAAGCGGCGACGGACUGCGUGAGUCCGUCCGGUCCAUGGAGGAGACUCCGUUCUUGAUUUAUGCUUUUGACGGCUGGAUCCUGCGGUCACUGCAGGGUGGUGUGCGGGUCCUUUCGGCCGUGACCUGGUUCUCCCACAUCCCCGUGAGCCCCACAGAAGAGCACAUGCAGAGCAUCUGUAGUUGGUGCAGCACAGACACGGUGAGCAUCGAUUUCGAAGACGCGGGAAAAGUGAGGUGCUUAGACAUGCCAGAGCUGCGAACGGUAGUAGCUCGUGCAACUCGCAGGGUCCUGAAAGCGGGGCUCGCUUUGCUGACCCCACUGCGCCUGGCCGUGCUUCUUGGCAGCCUUGGCACUGACAUGUCAUUUGAGACGAGCCUUGACGUCUACUCCAAUGGCUUAAGGCAAGUCGGCUGGCGGGUGCUCACUGAAGUGAACGCAGUCUUCGUGACCGUCGUGUUCUUCCUUCACCGGGAAUGGGCAUGUGCGACGGUGAGCCUGGUGUUGAAUGCCACAUCCUGGACACUUUGUGCGCUCGAUGUGCUGCUGGCGCAGGAUCCCACGUCACCUUUGGAAGAGGCACAGAGGAGCCUGGCUCGAGGCUUAGCCACUCCGGCCUGGCGGGGCUUGUGGGAUUACGAACAGCAGAUCCAGGCACCUGGGCUGGGUUUGCUCGUCCCCUACGGCAUGACCUUGAUCCAGGACCUCGACGCAGCUGCAGCCAUCAGCGGGCUUUUUGCAGCUCUUGCUGCAGCCACCUCCCUCGCGAGCGCGCGCGUCGAUUUCAACUGCGACUGGCCUAACCAGCGAGGGCAGGCCUCGGUCGUGUACACGCUUCAGCCAUGUACGACCUACUGGCUGUACACAAGCUACCUGAUCGGAUCAAUGGCUGAGUUUACGGCUUUUGCGGUGGUCAGCUGUGUCCUUCACCCUCUCGUCGCCUGCUUGGGCUACGCACUCGCCAUCGAGGUCAAUACACGUUGUAGCGCGAAUGGCUUCUUCAUGGAGUCGCUGCUUGCACCCCAUGUCAUGUUCUUCGGCCUACAAACGCGAGUUUUGGGGACGCCAGCUCGACGCGAUCUCGCCGGUCCUGGGUGGCCUGCAGCCCUUUGCAUGCUGCUUCGCCUCGCGUUGCCGCUUGCUUGCUGCUUCGUGCCCCUGGCACAUGACCAAGAGCCCUGGCAGCGCCUAGGACGACCAAUCGGGCGUGCGGUACUCGAAGAGUUUGAAAAGCCAACGGCUGCCGCUGUUGCAGCUGCCAAGGCAUGCGUCAUCCACCGUGCCUGCAGUCGCCCUGCUCAGGGGAUCAUUUUCGACAAAGUCUGCUCGUAG